Oncorhynchus gorbuscha (pink salmon) is the source of this 1916-nucleotide messenger RNA. Its product is annotated as zinc finger protein 625-like. Gene Ontology annotation, biological process: regulation of DNA-templated transcription. Lineage: Eukaryota; Metazoa; Chordata; Actinopteri; Salmoniformes; Salmonidae. The transcript has 3 exons. The record is from RefSeq and is a predicted model, not a curated record. The coding region runs from base 460 to 1680 and encodes 406 amino acids. Gene Ontology annotation, molecular function: DNA-binding transcription factor activity, RNA polymerase II-specific; RNA polymerase II cis-regulatory region sequence-specific DNA binding.
UAGUCUACGGCGUAUUUCCUAAUAUUAGCGGGUUAGGGUUGUGUACGUGCCUCAGAUUUUCACUUUUUCACAUGGAGUCGGGCGGUUGCGGAUGAGCUAUUAUCAAUUGCGGGUGAACAAUCAGCUGACCUGCGCACCACUAGCCACCAUACAUUCAGCUUCCACGUCCGCCUAGAGAAAAUUAUUAUCUGUGAUGUUUCUCGAGUGACGUAAAAUCUAGUGGACGGGACGGGAGGUUUCUUCAGCAACCAUCUCGGUAACUCGCUAGCAAACAUGAAACAUUGAAGCUCUUUGGACUAAUUUAGUGUAUAUUAAUCACAUUGUUUUAAACUCACUGUAUAUGUAUGUACUAGUUACUCUGUUUAAGUUCAUAUUUACGGUAUCAGCUAUCUGGCUUGUUAAGUUAGCCCAGCACUAGGCUAGUCGCUAAUGCUAAAUAGCUAGCUAACGUCCCCGAACAUGAGCUCACUAAACUACUCUUCCUCUGCUAAAGAAAAUGAGGUCUGCUGUCCGGAGAAAGAAACUCCAGGGCUGAACAUUUACGUGAAAGAAGAAGAAUUUACUGUAAAAGAAGAAGAAUUUACUGUAAAAGAAGAGGACGUGGAGGAAGCUAUCACAGUGAAAGAAGAACAGGACGUUACAGUGAAGGAAGAAGACGCUUCAAUAUUGAAAGAAGAAGAGGAUGUUAGAGUGAAAGAAGAGGAAGAAGCUUUCAGAGUGAAAGUGGAGGGGGAUGAACAGAAAGAGGAGGGUGCCGUGUUUGUAGUGAAAGAGGAGGAGGAGGUGACUGUCACAUUGAAAGAAGAGGAGCAACUUUUUGAAAUGAAGGAAGAGGGGGAGAUUACUGUCACAUUGGAGGAGGAGGAGGAGGAAGAAGACGAGACUGGAGUUCUGAUGAACACCAGAGAGAGACUAGACUUUCAUUCUGACAGCGGGAAGAGUCCUUCAGGGGAUCCAGACCCAGAGACGCCUAAACCAGCAAGACGACACCACUGCUCCCAGUGUGGAAAGAGUUUUUCUAGGUUAGGAAGCCUGAAAUCACACGAAAGAAUACACACAGGAGAAAAGCCUUACCACUGCACUCAAUGUGGAAAUAGAUUUACCUCUUUAGGGACCCUGAAAGAUCACGUAAGAAAACAUACAGGAGAGAAGCCCCACCAAUGCUCCCAGUGUGAAAAGAGUUUCCCCCGGUUAUGGGACCUGAAAUCACACGAGAGGACACACACAGGAGAGAAGCCUUACCCCUGCUCCCAGUGUGGAAAGAGUUUUUCCACAUCGGGGUCCCUGAAAAACCACGAGCAAACACAUUCCGUAGAAAAGAUUUUCCGCUGUUCACAUUGUGAAAAGAGUUUUAGGAAUUUACAGUACCUGAAACGACAUGAGAAAAGACAUACGCGGGAGAAGACUUUUCACUGCUCCCACUGUGGAGUUAAAUUUACCUUGUUUCAGCAACUGAAAAAGCAUGAAAAAAUCCACAGCGGAGAGAAACGUUAUGAAUGCUCCCAGUGUGGGAAGAUAUUUACCCAGUUAGGGCACCUGAAAGACCACGAGGUAACACACACAGGGGAGAAGCCUUACCACUGCUCACAGUGUGGAAAGGAAUAUAACACAUCAAAUGGACUUAAAGUUCAUGAGAGAACACACAUACUGCUCCCACACUUGUCUCAUAUUUUUGACUGAGAAAUUGUGCUUUUAUGUUUAUGCUACAUGAAAUCAAAUCGUAUAAAGCAGAUUCCAAAUUACAUUUAUAUGUUUUUUAUUUAAACACAUGAACUGAAUAUGGUGUCUGUCAGUUGGAUAGUAGAGUUUGAAUGUAGACCUGAUUAAACUUUUUUAACCCCUGGCUGAGUAUGUCAGUUUAAAAGUAGAGUUUGAAUGUAGAUGCUCUGUGAUUAAAUUAUAAUUUUCAAACUCUG